AUGUCCACCAUCACCAGAACCAUUAGGAAUCUGUGGCGAGUGGGCGUCAAGGCAAGCGACGCUUGGCACCAGCUCCAAUAUAUUGGCGACACGAAGGCUGGCGCUUUAGUCGGCGUCGACAGGUUCGGCAACAAGUAUUUCGAGGACAAUGAAGACCUUCCCCUUCGAACACGAUGGGUGGACUACAAAGUGCAUGACUUCGACCCCGCGCAGAUUGAACCCGGCUGGCACGCGUGGAUAUCCUACGCCGUCGACAAGCCACCAAACCAGGACCCCAUACUUGCAUACCGGAGACGAGCGUGGGAGGAUACCGACGCCAAACCUAUCCCGAACUUGACGUUAACUCGAGGCGCUUACAAGCCGUAUAACACGGUGAAGGCAAAGGUAACGACGUGGGAAUCCACUGCCGCAGAGAGGAAGUGA
Messenger RNA from Durotheca rogersii, 423 nucleotides. RefSeq names its product NADH ubiquinone oxidoreductase subunit NDUFA12-domain-containing protein. The transcript is spliced from 7 exons. Gene Ontology annotation, cellular component: membrane. Lineage: Eukaryota; Fungi; Ascomycota; Sordariomycetes; Xylariales; Xylariaceae. Gene Ontology annotation, biological process: response to oxidative stress; mitochondrial respiratory chain complex I assembly. The record is from RefSeq and is a predicted model, not a curated record. The coding region runs from base 1 to 423 and encodes 140 amino acids.